This is a messenger RNA of Ficedula albicollis (Collared flycatcher), 768 nucleotides long. RefSeq names its product cyclin-dependent kinase 20 (gene CDK20). The annotation marks the transcript as partial. Gene Ontology annotation, biological process: protein phosphorylation. NCBI's taxonomy places the organism in Eukaryota, Metazoa, Chordata, Aves, Passeriformes, Muscicapidae. Gene Ontology annotation, molecular function: ATP binding; cyclin-dependent protein serine/threonine kinase activity. The transcript has 8 exons. The record is from RefSeq and is a predicted model, not a curated record. Gene Ontology annotation, cellular component: nucleus.
AUGCCGGGGGGACGGGGCCUGGUUGCCAAGGGCGGGGUCUGGUUGCCGGGGAGCAGGACCGUGUUGCUAAGGACGGGUUAUGUUGCUGGGGGCAGGACUGGGGAGCUGGUGGCUCUCAAGAAGGUGCCCCUGCGGCGCCCCGAGGACGGGGUGCCCCCCCAGACCCUGCGCGAGAUCAAGGCCUUGCAGGAGAUCGAGGCGCACCCCCAUGUGAUCCGGCUCCGCGCCGCCUUUGCCCAGGGUCCCGCCGUGGUUCUGGCUCUGGAGCUGCUGGUGGGGGACCUGGGGGGGCUCCUGCGCGCAGCCCCCGCCCCGCUGCCCCCGGCCCGAGUGCGGGCGCUGCUCGCCAUGACCCUGCGGGGGCUGGGCCACAUGCACCGGCACCGCCUGCUGCACCGGGACCUCAAACCAGCCAACCUGCUGCUGGACAGCGCCGGGCGCCUCAAGCUGGCGGAUUUCGGGCUGGCGCGGGUGCUGGGCCCCCCCCCGGGGCGCCCCUACAGCCACCAGGUGGCCACCAGGUGGUACCGAGCCCCCGAGCUGCUCUAUGGUGCCCGGCACUACGACGAGGGCGUGGAUCUGUGGGCUGUGGGCUGUAUUUUCGGGGAGCUGCUGACGCUGUCGCCGCUGUUCCCGGGCGAGAACGACAUCGAGCAGCUCUGCUGCGUGCUCAGAGCGCUGGGCACGCCCAGCCCGCGGGACUGGCCGGAGCUGGCCGAGCUGCCCGAUUUCCCCAAGCUGCGGUUCCGGCCGCGGGCGCCGCCGGGG